Messenger RNA from Bipolaris victoriae FI3, 1404 nucleotides. RefSeq lists its product as hypothetical. The coding region runs from base 1 to 1404 and encodes 467 amino acids. The transcript has 2 exons. Gene Ontology annotation, molecular function: protein kinase activity; ATP binding. The record is from RefSeq and is a predicted model, not a curated record. Lineage: Eukaryota; Fungi; Ascomycota; Dothideomycetes; Pleosporales; Pleosporaceae. Gene Ontology annotation, biological process: protein phosphorylation.
AUGGCACAAUCUGUUACCAAGACCAAAGCUCACACAUUACACUUUUCCUACGACGAAGAUGACAGCUGUGCCUUGACAACUCUCAUCAACGAUGUUCGCUACCAUGUCAUGGUUGAUCCGAACGAAUUGAAAAAGUCCCGCGAGAAGCCAUUGUAUUACGAAUACCUUGAUAAGAUAUCAGCACUUCGUGAGGCAGAAGAAAGGGAAGAAGAGUUAGCUGAAGAGCAACAGGCCAGAGUCCAUCGUGGCAAGGCGAAAAGCAAGAACAAGAGCAGGGAAAGCUCAGAGGGUUCAGACAGCAAAGACAGUGGUGUCGACGUCACAGCAGACGGCGAUGACGAUGAAUUUGUGGAAGAUGAUCAGGAGGACGAGGAGGUUGGAGAAGAUCUAGACCAAGAUUCAGCCAGUGCAGGCUUGGAGCUGCGAAACUGGAUACUCGGAGCACUUGCAGACAUCACGAAAACCGAUGCACCCCCAAAUCGCGAACCAGAGGAAUCUACGUUGUACGAAUGGUAUCAUGGCCCAACAUACUUCUACAGCAUGCAAAUCACCAACGGUGAACUAUCCCCUCAACUUCUCGAAACAACAACCGAGCUCGAAGCCAAAAUCGAAGCCCUCGUCCCUCGCCUCAAAAUGCCGAAAUACAUCCAAAACUACAACCUCCCCUGGCUUAACCCCAACGACCUAAUCGUGCAAUCCGAAGUCAGCAUGCCACCCCCAGCGCACCCCGGCCAAGUCAUCCACAAAAGCACUGGCACAGUCUACUUCUUCAAGCCCGUCGUCCCCUCUCAACCCGACUCCGUCAAACGCGAAAUCCACAUCCUCCGCAAACUCGAGACACUGAAUCUCGACAUCAAAUUCCCCAGCCUCCUCGGCUUUGUCUCCCUCUGCACCAGCAAAACACAAGCAAUGGGCAUGCUACUCCAGAAUAUCCGAUACCCAACGCCCUUGACUAAGCUCCUGCGCUCCAGCGUCGACGCCGGUGCGCGCGCAGAGUGGAGUCGCAAGAGCGAAGCUUAUAUCAAAACGCUGCAUGAGCAUGGGAUUGUGUGGGGUGAUGCGAAAGCGGAUAAUUUCAUGGUGGACGCAGAGUCUGAGCUGUGGAUUAUUGAUUUUGGGGGCAGUUACACGGAGGGCUGGGUUGAUCCAGAGAUCAGUGAGACGGUAGAGGGGGAUCGCAUGGGGUUGGAGAAGAUUCAGACUGCGUUGGCGGAUCCCGAGGGGGGCACGGUGGACAAUGUGGUUAGGGAGACGGCGAGUACGUUGUUUGUUACAGAAAGGUCGGCGGAUGAGGAGGUUACGAGGGAGGAGAAGAGGAAGAGGGCGGAGAGCGAGGUUGGAGAGGGGAUGGUAGAGGAUGCGAGUGCGAGGAAGAGGAGGAAGAGUGAUACCCUGGCUUCAUAA